GAGAGCCCCUUCUUCAUUUCACCAGCAAUUAAACCACUCCUCAGAUCUAAUGGCCAACCAAUUGAGAGCUUCUUCCUCAUUCUCUUCUGUUCCUUUUUCCACCCGUUCAUACACACACGAUGUGUUUCUGAGUUUCAGGGGUGAGGAUACUCGCUCCGCUUUCACAGGUCAUUUGUACAGGUGUUUGGUUCUUAACAGGAUCAACACCUUCAUAGAUGAUGAGCUUACAAGAGGAGAGGAAAUAUCACAAGCACUUCUCCGAGCCAUUGAAGGAUCAAAGCUCUCCCUCAUCGUCUUCUCCGAAAACUAUGCAUCCUCAAAGUGGUGUUUGGAUGAACUAGUUCAUAUCCUUGGAUGUAGAAGAUCAAAUAACCAAAUGGUUCGGCCAAUCUUUUACAAAGUGGAUCCAUCGGACGUAAGACACCAAAGAGGCAAAUUUGGUGAGGCAGUUGCAGAGCAUGAACGCAGAUUCAAGGAUGACAUGGACAAGGUGUUAAGAUGGAGAGCAGCUCUUUCAGAAGCAGCAAAUUUAUCUGGGUGGCAUUUCUCGGGCGGGUAUGAAUAUGAAUUUAUUGAUAAAAUUGUUGAAGAGAUUACCGCACAAGUAAAAGAACCUAUCUAUUUGGAUAUGCCAAAGUGCCAAGUUGGGCUAGACUCUCGGGUAGAACAUAUACUUGAAAUGUUAGAUGUUGGCGGAAGUGAUGUACGCAUGGUAGGAAUAUGGGGAAUUGGGGGAAUAGGGAAGACAACAAUUGCUAAAGCUGUUCACAAUACAAUUGCCCAUAAGUUUGAUGGUAGCUGCUUUUUGGCAAAUGUUAGAGAAGGUUCAGAGCAACAGGGAGGUUUAGUCAACCUACAAAAUAUUCUUUUGUCUAAGAUUGUGGGGCAGAAAGAAUUGAAAAUAUACAACAUUCAUGAAGGAAUCACUUUGUUGCGUGAAAGGUUGAGAAAUAAAAGGAUUCUCUUAAUUAUUGACGAUGUGGAUAAUUUGGACCAGUUAGAGAAAUUAGCUGGAAGAACUGAUUGGUUUGCUCACGAUAGCAGAGUUAUCAUAACAACAAGAGAUAAGCAUUUGUUGAUUGCUCAUCAAGUGAAACCAAUAUACAAGGUUCAUGAACUAGGUCAUUAUGAAGCUCUUGAGCUCUUCAGUUCAAAUGCCUUCAAGGAUAAUAAGAAUUUAGAUGAUAAUGAGAAACUGUCAGUUACUACUGUUGUUAAAUAUGCUCAAGGCAUUCCACUUGCACUGGAAGUUUUAGGUUCAUAUCUAUGUGAUACCUAUAUACAUAAAUGGCAAGCUAUGUUAGAUGGUUUUAAAAAGAAUCCUCCUAGGCACAUUCAAGAUAUUCUCAUAAUCAGUUAUGAUGGACUGCAAGAUACAGUGCAAAAAGUUUUCCUCGACAUUGCUUGUUUCUUCAGAGGUUGGAAUACAAAUGAUGUGAUACAAAUACUUGAAGGUUGUGAUCGCAUUAACCCCGAGCAUAGUAUUAAAGUUCUCGAAGAAAAGGCUCUCAUAUAUGUUGAUGUAUCUGGUCAAAUUUGCAUGCAUGAUUUGUUGGAAGAGAUGGGAAAAGCUAAAGUUUUGAAAGAGUCUACAGAGCCCGGUGAGCGAAGCAGACUGUGGCAUCACAAGGAUGUGCAGGAUGUUCUAACAGAAAACACGGGAACAAGUAAAAUUGAAGGCAUGAUGGUAAAGAUGCCAAAAGAAGAUGAGAUACGCUUGAGUCCUAAAUGCUUCAAAAAGAUGAGAAAUCUUAAAAUUUUUAUAAACGUCAAUGGACGGUUUUGUGGAAAGGUUGAUUAUUAUCCGAAUCAGUUGCGGUUACUUGAUUGGCCUGACUGUCCAUUGAAAUCUUUGCCCUCCAAUUUUAAUACGAAGAAUCUAGUUCGACUUAGUAUGCCUUGCAGCCGCAUCUCACGUUUUGGAGAAGGAUUCAAGGGUAUGCAAAAUCUGAAAUCCUUAAAUUUGAGUGAAUGUGAAUUCCUAGCACAGAGCCCAGACCUGUCUGGAAGCCCAAACUUAGAGUUUCUGAAUCUAAGCUAUUGGCGAAGUUUAGAGAAGGUUCACCCUUCGGUUGGAUCCCUCAGAAAGCUUGUUGGACUGGAUCUAAGUGAGUGUACGAGUUUAGUGGAGGUUCACCCUUCGGUUGGAUCCCUCGAAAAGCUUGUUACACUGAAUCUUGGAAACUGCCCUAACCUGGAGAGGCUACCUCAAAAAGUCAACUGGAGAUCCCUCGAAACCAUUGAUCUUGACUAUUGCACAAGGCUGGAGAGUUUCCCUGAAAUUGAGGGAGAGAUGAAAUACAUGAAAUCCUUGGGUCUAAACCACACUGGCAUCAAAGCAUUGCAUUCAUCCAUCGGAUAUCUAAUUAACCUUGAAUGUUUGGAGUUAGCAAAUUGUGGAAACCUCACUGAUCUACCUUGCAGCAUUUAUGAAUUGCAAAAUCUGAAGGACGUUCAUUUGCACGAGUGCCCAAAACUUGUAAGAUUCCCAAAUAAGGGGGACUCUGAAGUGCUUCCAUCUUACUCAAAGGUUUCACAUGACAAAGGAUGCAGUUCAAUGGAGCCGCACAAUUUGGCACUAUGUCGAUUCACCGCAAGAGGAUGCGCCACUUUAUCUAAUACUGAUUUCCUUGCGUCCCUUAAUUGGGCACCCACUUCACGUAAAAUUGAUUUAUCAGGAAGCGCCAUUGUUACUCUUUCCGAAUGCAUCAACAAAAUUGGCUACUUGAGGGAACUCAAUUUGAGAGGCUGCAGGAGGCUCGUAGAAAUUCCAGAGCUUCGACCAAGUAUUAUCCGGUUGGAUGUGAGGGAUUGCGUAUCAUUGGAAAGAAUUUCGAAGUUGUCGAGCAUUUUGGAGCGUAAAGAAUCACAAAUGAUUGAGGAGAUGGACUUGACUAAUUGCUGGAGACUCUGUCAAAAUUUGGUUCAGAUGGCAAACAAGGAUGAUGUAUUGGUGGACGCUGAUCUCUUCUCUCGGCUCCUAUCUUCUCAGCAAUUCAAAUUCACAAUUACAUUUCCAGUUCCAAGAAGCGAGGUUCCAAAGUGGUUCAGCUGUCAAAUGGAUUCCAAGGGGCAUCGACGGUUUGAAUUUUGUAUUGAAACACUUGCAAAUUUCAAAUGGGAGAACACAGGAUUGGCUCUCUGUGUUGCUCUUGAUCAAAAGCUGCAACGUACUGAUUUUGAGGUCCAUAUUCACAUCAAUGAAGUACGUGUUUCAAAUCUCCACACACAGCGAGUUGAAUCAGCAGAGUCGAAUCAUGUG
Rosa rugosa (rugosa rose) is the source of this 3262-nucleotide messenger RNA. RefSeq names its product disease resistance protein RPV1-like. The record is from RefSeq and is a predicted model, not a curated record. The transcript is spliced from 4 exons. Gene Ontology annotation, biological process: defense response; signal transduction. Lineage: Eukaryota; Viridiplantae; Streptophyta; Magnoliopsida; Rosales; Rosaceae. The annotation marks the transcript as partial. Gene Ontology annotation, molecular function: ATP hydrolysis activity; ADP binding.